AUGGGAAAUGGCGUUUCCCAGGUCCCCCCUCCCCCUCACCCCCUCCAUCCAUCGGUACGUACCUGCCUGAACAUUUUCGCAUCGCAUCGUCUUCGCCCACCUCAUUCGGAAUGUCUGGUGGGGUCCAAGUACAGUCAAGCGGGGCCGAAAGCCAAAAGGUACCUUAUCAAUCUGCCCCUCCAUCAAAGGUACCAUUUCGAUGGAUACUUUCAAGAGGCAAGUUUGACUUGCGACAAGUACCCAGCUACGAAAAGAGUCUUCCGUCCUGCUUCUCUGCUCAGCUUUGGCUCAGAGCUGGAUCGCUACCUGGCCAAAGCAAGACGGACGGCAUCUCGGAACGAAGCGUUUGAUGCCUGUCUAUCCGACUCUUUCUCGAGACAGCUCAAGCUCGUCUGCACUGAGACAUGGAAACGGCUCAACGUGGUGAGAGACUUUUUCCCCCUCCAGCCCCGCGGUUACCCCCUUCCGUACCUUGGCGUCGCCUGUCUCAAGUACGGAGGUUGGCAGGAGUCAGUACACGGAGAGAUGCAGAGAUCGAGGUACUUGAUAACAUGGCAGGCCUUGUACUUUGCUUCUAGUGCUCCGAGAAUGCUUCGUCCAGAAGAAGUUCAAGGGUCAAAUAGGCUGAACAGGCGGUGCAAGCCAGCCAUCCGAGGAACGCAAUCGGCAGCCCUGAGGCGCUUAUUCGACAUUUCGCUCAUGAUCUUGGUCAUUGAAGCAGGAGAUUCAAUACAAGUUCAGGGGACCAGUUGUCACACAGCAACUCAAGCUCGAACGACAACAAGACCCAUUCGUCAGGCAAGGAAAGUUCUGGUAGGGCAGGGCUUCUUACGUCAGGGCAAUAUUCGCUCGCCUCUGCCCCUCAUCUCUCACUCUAUCACGGAAGGCGAAUCGCAUGACCCCGCCAGUUGCGGAAAGAUUGCGGAUACUCUUUGGGGCUUUUCUGCAACGACGGCAGCUGCAGAGAAUCAUUCUUUCACUCGGCGGCAUAUACUACUUGGCCAGGGCGUCAUCCAGGAUGAGACGCUGCGCUUGCCCCGAGGCGUGCAUCCAGAACUGCAGUUGAUUUGCUCCAUCUUCAACAACACCACGGCCAUCUCUGGCGUUGACUCGCUAAGCUUUCGUACUACCAAUACCAUUCACCAAGCAGCUAGAGCGAGCACAGGCACAGGCACGGAAGAGUCUUAUGGGAACACAAAAAGGCACAGGCACAUGCGUCUGACUGCAGAACUGCAAGGGCAGCAAGCAGCUUACCAGGCCCACCGCAUCGCGGAAAAUCCAAACACAACUACGAGGCUUCAUUCUCACCACCAUAACCACGUGUUAUUGGUGAUGGUGUUCGCGUACAUCGUGGCUGAGCUUCCUGUCCUCGCCAUACCCACGUUGGGGAGCAGGUGCAAGGCCCGGCCAAAACUCCGCAGAGACCAGAGACAAGCGAACAAACUAAAUAAGAUUCGCACAGAUUUCUUUCGCCUCGCCAGACGCACAUCGAUACGUAAGAAGAAAGAGGGAAUAAACAAGAGACUGACUGGCGGUUGCUACUCCGUACACAGUAGAUCGACUGCGACCAAGAUAUGGUAUGGCAUCCCACGCUUUCAACCUCGCAUCGCCGCGUCGGUCCUCCGAACGAUGGCCCCUCCCGGCGGAUAUCCACAAUGGGACCGCCCCGCGUAA
Messenger RNA from Colletotrichum lupini, 1674 nucleotides. RefSeq lists its product as uncharacterized. The transcript has 12 exons. NCBI's taxonomy places the organism in Eukaryota, Fungi, Ascomycota, Sordariomycetes, Glomerellales, Glomerellaceae. The record is from RefSeq and is a predicted model, not a curated record. The coding region runs from base 1 to 1674 and encodes 557 amino acids.